Fusarium redolens is the source of this 1071-nucleotide messenger RNA. RefSeq lists its product as uncharacterized. The record is from RefSeq and is a predicted model, not a curated record. Bases 1 to 1071 code for a protein of 356 amino acids. The transcript is spliced from 2 exons. NCBI's taxonomy places the organism in Eukaryota, Fungi, Ascomycota, Sordariomycetes, Hypocreales, Nectriaceae.
AUGUCGUCUCAACAACUUGACGAAUCAGCAGCUCAAAGUGGCUCUACCAGCAACCAGACUGGUCCAGAGUUCAAACAACUCGCGAUAGACGUCUUAGAUGAAACCCAUCAGGAUAUUUUUACGAGUGCAGUUGCACGCAUUCUCAAUACUGAAGUAGCAGAGACUACAUAUGCUCAAAUCAUCGAUGGACUGCCCCUGGGCGAGGUCGCGUUUGAAUCAAGAGGUGGAAUGCCUCACCGUGAUCAUCCUAUCAAUCAUUGCCACGACGAGCUGUGCGCAGGGGUUCUGGACAAGACACGAGAGUUCCGCAGCAGAUUUGACCCUCUUAUACUUAAAUUCGACUCUAGACUUCUGUUCGCAUACCAAGCUGCUUCUCCAGGGUCACGAUCUUUCAAUACACGCCUCAUCGAGAUAAUCGCGAUAGCAGUCCAUCAGAUCGCUGUGAUUCUCUUCAAUCUUGAUGAAGGCCUGCACAAGAACGAUGGCGUCAUUGAAUGGGCACCACCAAAAUCCGACAAGAUUUGGUGGACACACUGCCCAAAUGGGCCUGAACCCACGAUUUUCUUUCAUCAUUGGUAUUUAAGCCACGAUAGGUACCCCAACGGGGUAGCAGAAAUGGUUGGGUAUUGGGCCGAAUCUCGAAUUCUUGGGGGUGUCGUCUUAUUCGACCGGCGCCAGCCAACACCAGGCUUUGACGUGGACCGGGAUGCUAUAUACAUCCAUCCUGAUAGAGAGAACGUAACCUAUAGAAUCUGUCGCUUGACCUCUGAGCAAAAGCUACAGCUCCUCAACUUUCUUACUUCUGAAGACCAAACCCCUAGCCCCCUACCAAUUUUGCCCGACGAGAAAAAUGAUUACCGCAUCGACCCUGAAGAAUCUCCUGAGACAACCGGGAUAUACAGGGAUAUAUGGGAUCGCUCAGAGCUUGGUGAAGAUGUGUAUGAUCAAAGACUGAGGGAUGUGUGGAAUAAACUGGACUAUCUCACUCACAGUGACAAGGGUGACGCUGGAGACCGAGCAUUAGAGAGACGAGGCAGAAUAUCCCAAAGAUAUUGUGAUGGUGAGGCCUGA